Messenger RNA from Lottia gigantea (owl limpet), 1614 nucleotides. RefSeq lists its product as hypothetical. Lineage: Eukaryota; Metazoa; Mollusca; Gastropoda; Lottiidae. Gene Ontology annotation, molecular function: carotenoid dioxygenase activity; beta-carotene 15,15'-dioxygenase activity. Bases 1 to 1614 code for a protein of 537 amino acids. The record is from RefSeq and is a predicted model, not a curated record. Gene Ontology annotation, biological process: carotene catabolic process; retinal metabolic process. The transcript has 10 exons.
AUGAGUUCAAAAACAGAUGCUAAGCAAUCUGAAAAUGGAUCAUCCCCUACAGAUGGAGAAUAUCCUUAUUGGAUGAGUUUUAAACCGGGAGAUGAUCAGGUUGAACCAAUCAAACUACAGGUCAAAGGUACAAUUCCAACCUGGGUUAAAGGUUCACUCUAUAGAAAUGGAUCUGGUUUAUUUGAAAUAAACAAUCAAAAAGUUAACCAUGUGUUUGAUGGAUUUGCUGUACUGGUCAGAUUCACAAUCCAAGAUGGCGGAGUAAUGUUUCAGAGUCAUUUACUGGAUAGUGAGACGUGGGAGAAGUGUUAUAAAGCCAAGCGUAUUGUUGUUGAUCAGUUUGCUUCCAAUGCUCUUCCAGAUCCUUGUAAAAGUAUUUUCUCUAGGAUAUUUUCCGUAUUUCAACCACCGAAGGGAACAGAUAAUACAGCCGUGAAUAUUGUGGAAAGAGGAGAUGAAUUAUGGGCCUUUACAGAAACUCCCAAAGUGAACAGAAUUGAUCCUAAAACUCUAUCGAAAUCUGGGCAGAGCGAUUUUACUGACUAUUUAGCAGUUCAUCUGGCCACUGCUCACCCUCAUCUAGAGCCAGAUGGAACUCUAUAUAACCUUGCUACUUGCUUUAACUAUACUAAAGCCUUCAAUAUUGUCAAAAUACCACCCAAUUCUAAUGGUAAUUUAAGCUGGGAUCAGAUUGAAGUAGUAGGAAGUUUUCCAUCAAAAUGGAAAGGCACUGUGGGAUACAAUCAUAGUUUUGGCAUGACAGAAAACUUUUUCGUUGUCCUAGAACAACCCUAUGCUUUCAGUAUACCCAGGCUGCUAAUUAAAAAGAUUGCCAGUUAUACAGUCAAUGACUGUAUACUAGCAUAUCCAAAGGAGAAGACUUUAUUCAAUGUGAUGACCAAAUUAGGAGUAAAUCUAAAAACUAAAUACAUGUCCGAUCCAAUGUUUGUAUUCCAUUUUAUCAACUGCUAUGAGAAAGACAAACAGCUGGUGGUAGAUUUUGUAUUUUAUGAUGAUGUUGGCUUCAUAGACAAACUAUAUAUGGAGUAUUUUAAAGACUAUAAAUAUAAAGAAACAGAUUCUAAACCUAAAUUUGGAAGAUUUGUCUUACCCCUGGAUGUUUCGAAAGCAGUGGUUGGUAAGAAUUUGGUGACAUUGGACAGUAAAGCUACAGCUACACUACAAGAAGAUGGUAGUGUUUACCUGACACCAGAUUUGAUCAUUGAAGAGGGUUUGGUUAUGGAACUUCCACAGAUAAAUUAUCAACAUUAUAACUCCAAAGAAUAUCGCUAUGUUUACGCUUCUACUAUAUUUUCUAAAUUCAAUAAGAUCCAUAAACUAGAUUUAAAAGAACGUAAAGUGGUAACAUAUUCUACUGAUGGUGAAGAGUUUGAUUAUUUCCCAGGGGAACCGAUAUUCGUACCCAAACCUGGUGGUAAGAGAGAAGAUGAAGGUGUAUUGCUGGCACCUAUAACGUCCAACAUUGCUGGGCUGGCCUCCUACCUGGUUAUUAUUGAUGCUGAGACAAUGAAGGAAGUGGCUCGUGCUGUUUUACCAGCUGAUGUCAUGAUGACCUUAACAUUCCAUGGUACAUUCUCUACUACUAAAUUAUAA